Girardinichthys multiradiatus is the source of this 3513-nucleotide messenger RNA. Its product is annotated as protein phosphatase 1D-like. Gene Ontology annotation, molecular function: mitogen-activated protein kinase binding; protein serine/threonine phosphatase activity; cation binding. Bases 392 to 2092 code for a protein of 566 amino acids. Gene Ontology annotation, biological process: protein dephosphorylation. The record is from RefSeq and is a predicted model, not a curated record. NCBI's taxonomy places the organism in Eukaryota, Metazoa, Chordata, Actinopteri, Cyprinodontiformes, Goodeidae. Gene Ontology annotation, cellular component: cytosol; nucleus. The transcript is spliced from 6 exons.
CGAAAGGUGCGCCAAAUUUGUGCAGUUAAACCAUCAAGUUUAUCUUUUCCAUUAGAAAAAAAAUUGUACUAUAAAUUUAAAAUAAACGCAGCUGGGAUUACUGGUAUGUAAAAAGGAAAACGGCCAUUUUAUAAGUAGUGCUAAAGGGUAUUCAGGAAAAGCAUUGAAGCUGGCAUGACUUCUUUACAGUGUGCGGUUAAUUGGUAGAAAUACAGAAGACGUGACGUCAUUACGUACCGUGUGACGCUUCGGAAAGGAUAAACAAAAAGGAAGGAAGCCUUCGGCUAGACAAUCGCGGCAAAAUUUGUUCAAAUUUUACAUCGGAAGCUUUACUUAGUCACUACAUGCACCUUUUUGUUGCUUAAACUGUUACCGUUAGGCGUUCACAAUCAUGGACGACUCGUUACUGUUUCGUAUGAGUGCAUUUUCAGAUCAAGGAGGGAGAAAAUACAUGGAGGAUGUUAUCGAAAUCAGAAUCGAGUACGAGCCGACGGCGUCAAGAGACGAAUGUUAUCCCAAGUCGCAGAGACAUGGCGGGCAGGGGAAAACGGAGAACGGAGCUGCCCCACAGACUGUAACCGAGCCACAUGGCGUUGGCAGAUUAGGUCCAGCCGCCACAGCGUGGGUAGAGAGCUUAUCAGACGAGGACAUUUGCAGCAUCGGUACCCCGGCAUCGAGCGAGAAAGACGCAGCAGAGCAUGUUGUUGACACACGGAGGUCUGUGGCGUUUUUCGCCGUGUUUGAUGGCCACGGGGGCCGCGAAGCGGCGCAUUUCGCCAGCGAGCAUCUGUGGGAUCUGCUGAAGCGGCAGCGGGGCUUCUGGUCAAAGGAUCACAGCGAAGUGUGCGCCGCUCUACGGAAAGGCUUCGUCGCCUGCCACCACGCAAUGUGGAAGGAGCUGCAGUGGCCAAAAACUAUAACCGGUCUGCCCAGUACGUCGGGCACCACGGCCAGUGUCAUUGUGAUCCGGGGUGUACACAUGUACAUUGCUCAUGUCGGAGACUCGGCAGUAGUGGUUGGGGUGAAAGAAGACAACUCUGAUAUCAUGCUCCAGGCGCUUGAAAUAACGCAAGACCACAAACCCGAACUUCCAAAAGAAAAAGAAAGGAUUGAGCGGCUAGGUGGCAGUGUAAUGAAGAAGUCUGGGGUUAACCGUGUUGUGUGGAAGAGGCCGAGGCUGACGCAUAAUGGCCCCGUGAGGAGGAGUACUGUCAUAGACCAGAUCCCAUUCCUCGCUGUAGCUCGAUCCCUCGGCGAUCUGUGGAGCUACAACUUCUACAGUGGAGAGUUUGUGGUUUCUCCAGAACCUGAUACCACUGUGAUGACCCUCGAUCCCAAACGGCAUCGCUAUAUCAUUCUUGGCAGCGAUGGGCUGUGGAAUAUGAUGCCACCCAAGAAUGCUGUGAAUAUGUGUUACAGCCAUGACAAAAUGGCAGGACCAAAGGGAAUGUCUUGCGCCAGGAGGCUGGGAUGCACAGCUCUGCUGUUUUGGAAAGAGCGCAUGCUCCGUGCAGACAACACUACGGUCAUCGUCCUGGCCCUGCAGGAGCGUGGGGGCUUGUCCAUCCCCAUGCAUCGGGAUGAGAUUGUUGUUGACAUGGCGACGGGAAUCGACCAAAUUCCAUACCCUGGAACUCCGUAUAACACAUGCAAAAUCCAAAAGCCAACUGGUCCACCGGAAGCCUCCUCGCCAUUUACACAAAGUUCCCAAACACUGGAACAGGCCCUUGGGCUAUAUGAGGCAGCUUUCUGCGCCACCACACAGCUUUUACCUGACACGAACUCCACGCUGCGACCCGCAAACGAUUCGGUGGAUGUUUUCGAAAAGCAAGACCCGUCCUGCACCCAGCUGGACUGCGAUGGUUCUGCUCCUCCUUCAAAGAAGCCCUGCCGAUCAUCUCCCAGACUGCCUGAACUUAAAGGUCCUAAUACCUGGCUUGGCGGGCUUCCUAUCAAAGGUUGCUCCCAGAAGAAACUUCAUGGCAAAACAGACAGGGAACAAUCGCUUGAGUCUAACGACGCAGAAUCGGGCUCUUCUGAGGACGGGGGCAUUCUGCCGCAGCACAACACCUCUGCCCUGUGCGUGUGCUGAAUCUCGUCUCAGAAAAUCUGCACACCAGUUGCUAGAUGUAUACUUUUAUACAAAGUCUUUAUUUGUAUGUAAAUAUGUAAGAUGGAGGUCUUGUAAAUGUGUUGCUGUUCUGAUUUUCACCUUUUUGCUUUUCUCACCUGCCCAUUCCUUAAAUGUAAAAUCUCUCAAUUCUUAUUUUCAUACUUCUAAGUAUGUACAAUAAAGCUGUAUAUUUUAAAGAAAAUGCAUUCAUUUAAAGUGACUUGAGUUUGAACAAAAUUGGGACACACGCAUGCUUCCAUUUUUUAGUUUUUAUAAAUAGAAAUUAACUAUUUUAGAUUAAUUUUAUUCAACAAAGAGGCUAAAUGUUUCGUUGGCGGUGGUUAGCACCUCGGAUCAGCUGUUUGGUUUCAUGGAAUAUUAUCAUUUUGCUGAAUAACUGAAUGAGACAACCUCUUUGGUAUAUUCUUCACAGCAUAAGAAGAGGUCGGAUGUGUUUUUUUUUUUUUGCAGAUCUUUUGUAUUUUAUGUGUAAUUAUGACUAGUUAUGGCCACAGUUUUUAUUCAACUAUGUUUUCAUUUGUAUUUUAAAGAGUGGUCAGAAAACAGCAUUACAUAUUUUUCAGUGCAUCUCACUUUAUAAUUGUCAUUUAAGUGACCAUGUUAUUUUUGUAGCAUACCAAGCGCCUUCAUUUCGUUAGUUGUCAUCUGGGUUUAGAAAUGAAUUUGAGGUUUUUGCCAAACUUUGGACCUCACCAAACAUCAUCCGUUUAAGCUGUAGUGACAGGAAUAGAUGUUGGCCUUAUCAGGCAACACUGUAUUGUGUAAGCUAAUAUUAGAUCCUGUUCACACACACUACACUGCUGUUGUUCGGUUUCCUUUGUUUUUGUUGUUCUGUGUAUUGCUCAUGUGAAAGUUCUAACUUGUGUUACUACGGCAGCUCGGCUACUAAGCUAAAUGCAUUUUUGCCUUUAUUUAGCAAAAAAUGUCAUUGUUGCCUUAGCACAAAUGAGUGAGGUACAUUUUGUGUGUGUUCGUAUUUCAGAUCCAAAAUCAGGUAAUGGAGUGUGUUCAGUGUCUCAGCCAUUUUUCAUGGGCAUCCUUUUACUGCAGCACACCCACCCUGUUCAGUGUGCUCACUAUGGUUCAGAUGUUCAGAGCUUAUAUUUUGUACAGUCAGUAAAUAUGCUACAUGAGUUUGUACAGUACUGUAUUAUGCAACAUGUGGGGAUUUUUCUGGAUGGCAUGGUCAGCAUUAUGCUGUAUUUUGUGAUCUGUGUGUAUGGGGGGGGGGUUAAUGAAUGUUAACAGAGAUGUUAAUGGGUGUGUUUUGACAAUGGCAGUACUUGCUCAUGUUUACAGUAUAAGUUGCAUACUUUCAAAGUGAUGACAUAUAUAAAAUGUCUGUGUUGUAAUAAAAUUCUCGUUUUUUUAAAUGGUGA